UCUACCCCGCAUACAGCGUGCGGUCCGGCGGUCCGAGCCCCUUCAUCUGGCUGCGUUUUACUGAAAUCAGCGCGUGAAUAAAAGCGGCGGAGCGCGCGCUGUCGGUGUGAUUGAUGUGUGCGGGUUGCGGUUCCGUUGCGGAUGCGGAGGAUGUGAUGUGAGGAUGUGAUGUGAGGAUGCAGCGGGAAGAAACGCGGAGGGAGCGGAGCCGGACUGAGCUCCAGAGAUAAGCAGAGAGGCCGUCCAUUUUGUCAGAGAAGCAGAAAAAAGCAGGAGAUGGAAUUACAGCAUAAUCUGGAGGAAAGAUGGAAGAACGCGCGCGCUGUGCCUUAAAAACGGGAUGAGUGUUUGGGAUGCGCUGCUGGUUUUGUUGCUGUUGAUUCGGAGAAAAACGGAACCGAGAAUGAUGAAGCUGCUGCAUCUUCCUCAUCCUCAUCCUCAUCACUCUGCCCUGAAGCGCGCGCUCAACUCUUCUGAUCUCGGAUUAAAUCCGCACAAACCCGGGUUUAACCCGGGACUGUAAAAUCGGGAGGAGGAUUGUGCAUCACUGCAGACUUUAUGAAGUGGCCUAGUGUGCAUCAUCUAGUGUGCACAGACCUGCAUCCUGAAGCAUCACCUGGCCACUCUCAGAAGAAAAGGUCAAAGGUAAACUCCAAUUAAAGGUGCAUUUCUGUUACUGUUAAUUAGGAGCAUAUUGAAUUAAGGCACAUAUCUGGGUCUCAAGGUCCACUUCAGUGACUGAUAUCAAGAUACCCUUCACUCUGACGUGCUGGAAUUAAAGUGACAUCCUGAAGGUUUGGAAGUAUGAGGUCCAUAAUAAUGGACGUCACACCUGAGCGCUGAUCUCACCUGAAACUGGCCACACUGUAUGAAUCUUUUAAAGGGAAAUUUCAUUGCUGUUGGAAUUAAAAGGGACCUGUUAAAGGUUCCUGUCCACUUUUACAGAGUGGCCCAUAAUCGAGAUCACACCUGAGCGCUGAUCUGUAUCUCACCUGACGCUGGACGCAUCGUUAAUGAGAUCCGGCUGCCGUGGGAACGUGUGCAUCCGUUAAAGGGAAACUCAGACCUGGCUGUGACUAUAUAUGGAGACGUCCAGGGUUUCAUUCGUUUAUCUUUCAUUGAUACAAAGCACAGAACUGAUCACCUGAGGGUUCAGGGUUCUUCCUAAAAACUGACUUUAUGGCAGUGGGUCUCGAACACACAACCAGCCAUCUGAUGAAUAGCACAGAAACAUAACCACUUAUCACUGUUCCAGAAUCCAGUGCUGCUGGAACUCGGUGCUUCCUCCAUCGACUGUAUCCUCGUCUCGUUUUAUCGUCCUCAGGGUUAAGAAAAAAAAAAGAACAGUGGUGGAUUUUUGCACUUUCUCCCUCUCGGACUUCAGACACUGUGCUGGAUGCAUUUGUAGUGCAUGACCUCUGAUGACCCCAGUUACACUCCGGAGUGCAUUCCAGAGAGUGUGUGAGUGUGUGUGUGUGUGUGUGUGUGUGUGUGUGUGUGUGUUCCCUAGUGCUGCUGGAGGACAAUUUGGAUUAAAACCCUACGAGACUUUGAUUACUGACGAAGAGGAGGAGGAGGAGGAGAUAUGAGCUCUGGAUGGUGGUGAUGAUGAUGAUGCUGGAUACACAGAAUGCGACUCAGGAGCUGGGGGAGGAGGUGGAGGACGGCGCCGUGUUCUCCAUCUCGGUGCGCAGGGUGCAGGUGCAGCCGUCAGUCAGUAAGGGGCAGCGCUGGCUGGGCGUGGACUCGGACUCAGCGCUGAGUCUGUACGAGACGAGUAAACUGCGCACCAUUAAGGCGGGAACGCUGGAGAGGCUGGUGGAGUACAUGGUCUCCUCCUUCAGAGAGAACGACUCCACCUACGUCACCAUCUUCCUCUGCACAUAUCGCUCAUUCACCACCACCAACCAGGUGCUCGACCUCCUGCUCAACAGAUACGCUAAACUGCAGCACCUGCCGGGGUCAGAAGGUCACAGACUCACGCAUGACGACCGCACCGAGCUCAGGAACACCAUCUCAUCGAUCCUGGGAGCGUGGCUGGAUCAGUACUCGGAAGAUUUCUGGAAACCGCCAGAAUACAGCUGCCUCAGACGCCUCAUCUCCUACCUGCACGUCAACUUCCCCGGAUCAGACCUGGAGAGACGAGCGUGCAACCUGCUGGCACAGUUCCACCGCAGACUACAGCAAGAACCCGAGCCUGAGGUGCUGGAUCACGGGUCGUGUCCCUUCUCCCUCCUGGAGGAGAACGGCUAUGAGGACGAUCGGCCAGACUUCCUGACCUUUGACCCCACAGUAGUGGCCGAACAGUUUACGCUCAUGGAUGCGGAGCUCUUUAAGAAAGUGGUACCGUAUCACUGUUUGGGCAGCAUCUGGUCUCAGAGGGACAAGAAGGGGAAAGAACAUCUGGCUCCCACCAUCCGCGCCACCGUCACUCAGUUCAACUGUGUGACCAACUGUGUGAUCUCCACCUGCCUGAGUGACCGCACACUCAAACACACACACCGCGCCAAAGUGCUCGAGCGCUGGAUCGAGGUGGCACGGGAGUGUCGUAUCUUGAAGAACUUCUCGUCUCUGAGGGCGAUCCUCUCAGCGCUGCAGUGUAACGCUGUCCACCGGCUCAAGAGGACGUGGGACGAGGUGUCGCGAGAGAACGUACGCAUCUUCCACGAGCUCUCUGAGAUCUUCUCCGAUGAGAACAACCACUCGCUCAGUCGAGAGCUGCUCAUUAAGGAAGGAACGUCCAAAUUUGCAACGUUAGAGAUCAACCCGAAGAGAGCACAGAAGAGACAGCAGCAGCCCAGAGACCUGAGUGUGAUGCAGGGCACCAUCCCAUACUUGGGCACCUUCCUCACAGAUUUAGUGAUGAUGGACACUGCCAUGAAGGACUACGUGGACGGUGGCCUGAUUAACUUUGAAAAGAGGAGGAAGGAGUUUGAGGUGAUCGCUCAGAUUAAGCUGCUGCAGUUGGCAUGUAAUAACUAUAACUUCAGGAAGAACGCUCGCUUCAGAGAGUGGUUCAGCAGUGUGGAGAAACUCACAGAGGCUGAGAGCUACAGUUUAUCGUGUGAGAUUGAGCCUCUGUCCGAGUCGGCCUCCAACACGCUGAAGGCAAAAAAGAACCCAGGAAUCAUCAAACGCUGGAGCGAUCGUCAGCCAGUGAGUUCUUCUGAAGCGAGCUGCAGCAGUGCAGGAAGUUCUCACUCCAAGUCGUUCGAUCAGUUGCGCUACCCGUCGUGUUUGAGCAGCGGAGGAGGGGGAGGAGCGGAGAGAGACGACAGGAGAGGAGAGCGAGGAGGAGAAAGAGGAGACGACUCACUCAGUGUCACCUCCGCCGGCUCCAGCAGCUCAGACGUGGAGGAGAUCAACAUCAGCUUCAUCUCUGAUUCCCCCGACACGCACGAGAAAAAGACAUCAACGCCGUGUGUAAAACAUUCCCACUCUUCAUUAGGGAAGUGCGGCGCGAUUGGAGAUCUGACACCCACGUUUUGGGAGUCCACGUCUCUCUCGUCUCUGGACGCUGCGUCAGGUUCAGGCUCCAGCAGCACCUCGUCCUCCUCGGUCUCGUCCACUCCUCACACGUCCACUCCGCACUCGUCCUCCCGCUCGCACAAGCGCUCUGUCUCGGGCGUGUCCAGCUACUCGUCCCUCUCUCUGCCUCUCUACAACCAGCAGGUGGACGACUGCUGCAUCAUCAGAGUGAGUCUGGACGUCGAGAACGGCAACAUGUACAAGAGCAUCCUGGUGACAAGUCAGGAUAAAACCCCUGCAGUGAUCAGGAAGGCGAUGGUCAAACACAACCUGGACCGAGAGAGACCUGAAGAUUACGAACUGGUGCAGAAAAUCAGUGAGGAUAAAGAGCUGAAGAUUCCAGACAACGCCAACGUUUUUUACGCAAUGAACUCGUCGGCCAACUAUGACUUCGUCUUGAAGAAGCGCGGCUUCCCCCGAGUGAGUCGCACCAAACACGUAGCGAGCUCUACGCUGCCCCGCAUGAAGCAGAAAGGCCUGAGGAUCGCUAAAGGCAUCUUCUGAAAACUCAAACUCCCAUAAUCCCACAGGGCUUGUGGAUACGUCACUGAGGUCAAAGGUCAAGCCCUAAAGACUGGGAGGGAAAUAAAGUCACUGCCAGCUCAGGGGAGGCCGUUUACUCUCGGCUGUGGUUGUGCGCUUGUGUUUGUUUACAGACUCCCGAGAGCCGCCUUCUAGCCAUGAGGUCACUUCCUGUGCCGUCUGAGAGGGGGCCAUUUCCUGUGUCGCUAUUAAAAGGGUCACUUCCUGUGCUGAUUCUGAGGUCACUUCCUGUCAAGUGCUGUGUUGCAGACAGCCUUCACUGCCAGAUUCAGGACGAUUCGGAGCAGUGGACAUGUGACCUGGCGUUACUUUUAAAUGGGUCCCCCUGCAAAAAAAAAAAAAACGCUUAAGGUUCUGAGCGAAGUUUCAGAAAGUUUGUUGUGGUGAGAAGCGAGUGGAACGUUUAUCUUGGUGUGCAAGAUUUAUUUUUUUUUUGGCCAAACAUCACAGAGCCUAAAGAGAUGAUCAAACAUGUCGAGCCUUUUUGGACUUUUUUGAGCUCUCGAAAUGAGAAAUGAAGAUAUUUUUGUCUUGUGUCUAUGAUAAUGUGUCUUUUUUGUUAAAAAGGGCAUUACAGCUAACAACAAACACUCCACUCACACGACUAUUCUCCGUGUCCUCCGGACUGUAAGACGUAAUUUACAGUUUUUGGCAGAUGCUGUGACGGGAACACUCAGAUUUAAACAAUGUAAAAUAUCCACCUUGUUUUUAGCGUAGCGAACCAACAGGCUUGAAUUGUUUGUCACUUUGGUUAUUACUGCUAGCUUUUUUAAUUUCAGCAGCAUUAUUUUAAAUCGCUGUUAGCCUGGCGAGGUAGCUGUGUAAGCAAACUUUAAAUAUACCUGCUGAUCACACGAGAUCAUAAGUGCCACUGCUACCGCUAGGUCUUCCACACGUUUCACUUACAAAACAGGAAGUAUGAUUGAUUUAUUACUGACUUCUGAAUUUUGAAAAUAAGGUGGAUAUGGUAUACAGGAACACUAUGUGAGCAUAAAACUAAAACCCCUUGAGGAACUCACAGGAGAUAGUUUUAUUUAUCAUCAUGAGCAAUUCAAGAUUUUGGCAUUAAACAUACCAUAUAAUGACUUGUUGGUAAAGAAGUGCUAAAUUACAGUAACACUAAUGGGAUAAAAGCUACACAUGCUUUAACCAGACUGUGCCACUAGGGGGAGUUAAAGUACCAGUACAAACACUACGUAACGUAAAAACACAAUGUUGAUAAAUUGAUUUUGUUUUAUACUUGAGAGCGACUUACAGUCCGGAAAAUACGGUGUUGUCCUCAUGUCUCGUUUUUGAGUAUUAUCGUCUUCUGCGUGUUUUUUCCUUUCCUCUAAUUGGUGCUAACUAACGCUGAGGUCAUCCUGCAGGUGAACUCGCUAUCAUUUUACAGCCUCAUGACGCUAAAGGAGCUGGAUGGAUGACGCUAAGCCUGUGGGGGUCAGAAACAUGUCUGUGGCAGGAAAAAAAAAAAUUGGAAAAAAAGAAAGGUAACACGAAUGUUUUCCAGGAUUAAAGUUACAAGCUAGCUUAAAUUUCUAAAAAUGUGAAAAACUUUUUUCUUUAUGGAGAAUUUUGAAUUUUUUUCUGUUUUUUUUUGUAAAAAAAAAAGACUUAAUACGUUACGUGAAAUUUUACAUUAACAUAUUAUGAAUUAAUUAAAAACUUAACAUAUCGUGAAUGUAUCAUAUCACUACGACGUGCGUCCUUACGACUCACGUUUUGACCAAAAUGUCUGUCGUCAUGGCGAUGACCCCUGCUAACACGCUAGCAUGCUACUCAAAGAGAAAAGUGAGUGCUGAUAUGAUCAGUCACGAGGAGCGAUGACCUGUGCUCUGGUUACGGUGAUUUAUUGUCAAGUCUCUCCGACCUGCGUGAUUGGACGAUCUGGAAAAGAGGAAAUGAAGACGAAAAAGUGGAAAGAAAGUGUCACUUUGUAAAUUUACAUUUUUUUUCAUGGAAAUGUGGAACAGAAAAACAAAAUUCACUGACAUUAAUCACAAACCUUAGGAACAUGAAACACACUAAUGUAGAACAUUUGUGAAAUAAUCUGUGACAGCGAGAGAGCGUCGCUUUGCACUCACUCCUGGAACUCGAGUAUGAUGUAAUCAGCUAGUUGUGAUGUCAUAAUGUUCAGAAGGUUUGUGGCUCUAAAACAUCAAGCUGACCUGGGGGCCAGAGUGGUUAUAGGCGUGUCCCUCACUGUUGGACUGCCCUCUGAUAAAGCUAUCUAAAAAUUAGACUCAAAUAUAUUUGUGGGGUAUUUUUUUGCAAGUGUACCAAAACCAUUAUAUAACCAAUACAGAUUUUUCUAGUUUUAUUAUUAUUUUGCAUACUGACACUUUAAAUAGUUUGGUACCAAGUAAUAGCUAAGCUAUUUUUUUAUGGCUGUGGCACAUAUUGCUUACCGCUGCUUUAAAUAGUGUGGCAAUAUAUAGUACAGUACUAUAACAUACUGCUACACUGGUAGCUAAGGUAGUUUUUUUUUUUAUUUGUUUGUUUUGCUGUGCACCAAGUUAAAGUUACAUACUGCCUCUUUAAAUAGUGUUUUGGCCAUUCCAUCUUGUUUUAAAUUGCCUGCUGCUGCUUUAAAUAGUGUGGCAGUGAAUAGUUCAGUACUGUAGGAUGCUGCUAUAAAUUGCUUACAGCCGCUUUAAAUAGGGAACACUAGUAUAGCAUGGCAGGAUUCUGCUACAGAUUGCAUGUUGCUGCUUUAAAUAGUGUGGCACUAAGUAGUACAGUAGUAUAGUGUAUUGUUACAAAUUGCAUAUUGCCGCUUUAAAUGGAGGGCAAUAGUACAGGACUGGAGAAUACAGCUACAAAUUGUGUACUACUUCUUUAAAUAGUGCACUAUGUAGUACAGUACUGAUACAGUAGCAGCCAGGCUAGGCUUUUCUGGCUGUCCCUGUACAGUUCUAUGGGAUUCUGCUACAAAUUGCAUAUUGCCACUUUAACCCUUGCGUGGUGUUCAUAUUUUUGUUACUCAGACAGUGUUGGUGGGUCUGCUGGACCCGCUGUAUUUUGGUGUUUUAAAUUCAACACAAACAAUUUUACAUUAAAUACUUAACAGAUGUUUACUUCACCCCAAUUACAAGCAACAUAAACAGCAUAUGGUUAAUAUUUGCCCUUUAUCUUUGUUAGAUUACAUUUAUUUAAAAAAAAAAAAGUGCUACUCAUUUUGUUUUUUUAAUAAAAUGUAAUUUUACAAAAAGAAAAUCAAUUACUGUCAAGAUAUGAGUGGAAAAAAAGACGUUUAUCUUCAAAUUUACAAAUGGAGCAAGGUUUUUCAUAACAACUGAUUUUUAUUUCUUAGAAUUUCAUUAGAAAUGUAACCCGUUCAGUUUACACAACACAAGCUGAACACAUACAGUAACCAUCGUCAGUCUGUACAACACAUCAUCCCCAUGCUCAUCUUCGUUUUGGGACUGGCUGAUGCUCCAUCUCAUCCUCUUCUUCAAAGUCACUGUCAGACUCUGAAUUUUCAGAAAUGUGAUCCUCAAGUUCUGAAACGUCUUCCUCUACAUCAUCAAAAGCUUCUCUCUCUUCCAAAAUCAUUUGCAAGUCCAUCUGAGCAGAGAAUCUUUUGGCCAUCUUCGUCAGUUGUGAUAAGGAGCCACAAUGGAAAAGCUAUAUUUAUUGUGUCCCACCCCCAAUUUACGGGGACUUCUGUCUCGGUUCCCGCAAGACAGAGGGUAAAAUGUGUAGGAAUGUGAGAGCAGACAGGUGUCGGUGCUUGAACGGCAGGGGCAGAAACACAAAACACACACACACACACUAGCAGCAGGCCCAGACAGGAGGAGGACAGAGUGAAGGUGCACACUUUUAUGAUCCCCGGGUCCAGUGGACCCGAACAUCCUGUAUGUAAUAUAAAUUGGGGGGUGGGGGUGUACAGUGUGUGGUCAUUGAAAAUGUGCUCUGACAUAUGUUCGUCACAGAAAAUGAGCCAAGGCCAAUGAGUCUGAGUUUGAAAAAAUAAUUAAUCGUAUCAUUGUUCCUUUGAUAAAAAAUGAAAACGGGUCCCAUAGACCCGAACACCAUACAAGGGUUAAGUAGUGUGGCACAGAGUAGUACAUCAUGGGUACUAUAAUGACAUCAUGUUUAGUACAGCACUGUGCAUAAUUGGACGUGUGUUUAGUCAUUCCUUACAGUGUUCUGAUUUUGGUGAUGAAUCAGAUAAACAGCUCUCUGCCCCCUCCUGGUGUGGAGAAUUAUUUCCAUUAAUAAAGGUCAGCUUGGUGUGUUACGGCCCUGAGAGAGAGAGAGAGAUGGAGGACAUUAUAUUAUGUUUUGGAGAGACGGAAGCUCUGGAACUUGAGCUGAAGCUGUGUCUGAAUCCUGUUCACUCCCUUUAAAGUCAAGAUGAGGCUUUCGGACCACACAUACACACACACACACCUACUGAGUUUUCAGCAACCGUUUGCCCUUUAGAUGGUGUGUGUGUGUGUGUGUGUUUGCAUGAAUUGUAAGUGGCAAAAAAGGGCCAAAGAUCUUACAGAUCAUUUUACAAAAAUAUCAUGAACAAUUAAAGACUCAUGAACACUGCCUGUUCACGAGAACACACACACUCACUCACUCACACUCAGCACGCUGGUGCCAUUGCGCGCUUUUACUUAAAAAGAAAAAACUAACAAUAUGAUAACAUGAUUUUUUAAGUUCAUUUUGUAAUUUUUGUACAUUAAAUGUUCAUUGUAGCUUUGCCUUUUCCUCUGUGUGUGUGUGUGUGUGUGUGUGUGUGUGUGUGUGUGUGUGUGUGUGUGGGCGCUCACUCCACUAUUUAUUAAAUUUGUAAAUACUUUUUUGCAGCAUUGUACAUUUUGUUUUCUCUUCUUUGUAAUUUACAAAUUAAUAUAUAUGUAAAUAUUGAGUAUAUACGGCUGCGAGGUUUAUACACCGCUGUAACUCCGAGCUCUCCAUUCACUUCUCAUACUCCGUUUGUCUCAUGUGGAUUUUUUUGUACGGCAGUUUUGAUUUUGAUAUCUCUCAUCCCCCCACCCCCCACCCCCCCGACUUCAUUGUUUCAAGUGUUGGAGAGAAAAAAACACCUAAUAAACAGAGUGUGUAAAAGAA
Neoarius graeffei (lesser salmon catfish) is the source of this 9135-nucleotide messenger RNA. Its product is annotated as ral guanine nucleotide dissociation stimulator-like. Gene Ontology annotation, molecular function: guanyl-nucleotide exchange factor activity. The transcript has 17 exons. Lineage: Eukaryota; Metazoa; Chordata; Actinopteri; Siluriformes; Ariidae. The coding region runs from base 1597 to 4032 and encodes 811 amino acids. Gene Ontology annotation, cellular component: plasma membrane. Gene Ontology annotation, biological process: positive regulation of GTPase activity; Ras protein signal transduction. The record is from RefSeq and is a predicted model, not a curated record.